This is a messenger RNA of Moneuplotes crassus, 711 nucleotides long. The record is from the annotation of a GenBank genome assembly. Lineage: Eukaryota; Ciliophora; Spirotrichea; Euplotida; Euplotidae.
UAAUUAUUGAUAAAAUGUCUGUCUCAAGCCUAAAAAUACUCAUUAUCGGCGAUAGCUCAUGAGGCAAGACUUCCAUUCUCAACAGGUUCGUCCUUGGCAAAUUUGAAGAGUCGUACAAAGCCACAGUAGCUUGUGAAUUCGCUCUUAAGAUCCUUAAAAUAGACGACAUCUCCAUCCGACUGAACCUGUGGGAUAUUGCAGGACAAGACAGGCUGGGAGGGAUCUCAAACCUGUUUUGUAGGGAUGCUUCUGGCGCCAUCGUUCUCACAGACAUUGAGAAGAAGGAAACUCUAGAUAAUGCUAUUCAGUGGAAGCAUCAAGUUGACCUACACCUUGAAUCAGAAGGGGAAAAUAACAUUCCGAUGGUACUAGCAGUCAACAAAUAUGAUUUAAUCGAAGAAGAAGAGAAACGGGGCGACCAAAUCAAAGAGGAGAUGACAGAGGAAUAUCUCCAAGACUUCGCCAGAGAGCAUGGCUUCUCCGGCUUGUUCCGCACCAGUGCGAAGACCGGCAAAGAUGUCACAGCCACCUUCUCCCAACUGGUGUAUGAGAUCUUGAAACAAAAGGCUGAACAAGAGGAAGAAGCAACCACUCGAGACACUAAAAUUAGGGGUACAAGUCUCUAUGCAUCCUCUUCGAAGAGACAUAACAAAAAAUCUUGAAGUUGCUAGCCCAAAUACUAAUAUUUUCAUAAUAACUUAUCAAGGUUUA